AUGACAUUUCCCGUGCUACCACUUGCUAGCACGCCUGAGGAUGCUGCUGCUUUUGCUGUCACCGGCAAAGUGCUUUUACCUUUUUCUGCUGUGAAGCCUGAAAAGUACCUUCUUUCUAGCUUUCCUUCUUCCAUAACUGUAUCGGUGGAUGCUUCUACCGCUGAUGCUUCUGUGGACGAGGCCAUUGCCUUGUUGAACGUGGGCGUUUCUCAGAUUUUUGUCAAUACCGCUCAAUUUGCUAAAUUCACUGGUGCUGGUGUGCCGCCAGCCAGAUUGGCCGUGGAAACUGACUCUCUGGCUCCACAGGAAGUUCUCCAGUCGCUGGCCUCAUUGGUGGUCAGCGAAGCAUUGGAACAAGAGACAUUGAAAACGUUAUCACAGAAGGGCAACAGAGAGGUCUUCUUGAAGGCUCAGGUGUCUCAAGAACAGGCCCAACAGUUGGCCGCCCAGGGCUACACUUUGGUGUUGCCUACUGACCAGUUGACUUUGGCUACCGAAGCUUCUGGUGCUCAGAUUUCUAUUUCGUCUGUUUUCGUCGCUACUUUGACCACUGACAGACCAGACGGUCUUUAUACGACGCUUGUCACCACCCCAGCUCCUUCUUAUACUGCUUUGGGUGUGGUCUAUUCAUCGCAGGCUUCUAUUAAGGCUGCCAUUGCUGAAGGCCAGGGCGUCUACCAAUCCAGAAAGAGACCAGAGGAAUUGUGGUACAAGGGUAAGACUUCUGGUGCUACGCAAAAGCUUGUUAAGUUGGAGAAGGACUGUGAUAACGAUGUGGUUAAGUUUGUGGUUGAGCCUAGAACUGGCUACGGCUUCUGCCACUUGGAAACCAACUACACUUGUUUCCAGGAUGGUGAGCUCAGAGAGAACUCUAAUGCUAACGGCGCUGGCUUGCCAAAGUUGGAUGCCACCUUGGCUCAGAGAAAGGCCAAUGCUCCUGAAGGGCUGUACACUAAAAGACUCUUUAGCGAUGACAACUUGCUCAUUGCUAAAAUGAAGGAGGAGUUGGACGAGCUUAUUGAGGCUGGCCAGAAGAAGGACACCAAGGAAGUCGCCUGGGAGGCUGCUGACUUGUUCUACUUCGCCAUGACCUGGGCUGUCAAGCAUGGUGUUUCUUUGGCUGAUAUCGAGAGAAACUUGGAUAUCAAGUCGAUGAAGGUUACUAGAAGAAAGGGUGACGCAAAGCCACAAUACCUUGAAGAGCCAGCUGCCAAGAAGAGAAAGCAGGAGGUUCCUGAAGAGCCAGCCCAACCACUGUACAAAAUGGAGAUCAUCAGAGCUUCUAGUGCUUCUGAAGACGACAUCAAGAAGGCCUUGACCAGACCUAACCAGAAGACUUCUGAUAUCAUGAAGUUGGUGCUUCCGAUUGUUGAGAACGUCCAAAAGAAUGGUGAUAAGGCUUUGGUCGAGCUUACUGCCAAAUUCGACGGUGUCGAGUUGAACGAACCUGUUCUUAAAGCUCCAUUCCCAGCUGAAUUGAUGGACAUUACCGAAGACAUGAAACAGGCAAUUGACUUGUCUAUGCAAAAUAUCGAAAAGUUCCACAGAGCCCAGCUACCACAGGAAGAGGUCAUGACCGUUGAGACUUCUCCUGGUGUCUACUGUUCUCGUUUCGCUAAACCUAUUGAAAACGUUGGUUUGUACGUUCCAGGUGGUACGGCCGUCUUGCCUUCUACUGCUAUGAUGUUGGGUACUCCAGCCAAGGUCGCUGGUUGCAAAAACAUCGUUCUCGCUUCUCCUCCACUGCGUGCUACUGGUAAAUUGACUCCUGAGGUGGUUUAUGUCGCUCACAAGCUUGGUGCAUCUGCUAUUGUUAUGGCUGGUGGUGCCCAGGCUGUCACUGCUAUGGCUUACGGUACAGAGAGCGUUGUCAAGUGUGACAAGAUCUUGGGCCCAGGUAACCAGUUUGUCACUGCUGCCAAGAUGCAUGUUCAGAACGACACUCAAGCUUUGUGUUCUAUUGAUAUGCCUGCUGGUCCAUCUGAAGUGCUAGUUAUUGCUGACGAAGACGCUGAUGCUGACUUUGUUGCCUCUGACUUGUUGUCUCAAGCUGAGCACGGUGUGGACUCUCAAGUCAUUCUUCUUGGUGUUGGCUUGAGCGAUGCUAAGCUUGCUCUGUUCGAAGAGGCUGUGGCCAGACAGGCUGACGCUCUUCCUAGAAAGGAGAUUGUUGCCAAGUGUUUGGCUCACUCUUGUACUUUGCUUGUUGAUACUUACGAACAAGCCUUCACCUUGAGUAACCAAUACGCCCCAGAGCACUUGAUCUUGCAGAUCGAGAAUGCUGAUUCUUACGUUCCAAGCCAAAUUGAAAAUGCUGGUUCUGUCUUCAUUGGUGGCUUGUCGCCAGAAUCUUGUGGUGACUACUCCAGUGGUACCAACCAUACCUUGCCAACAUACGGUUACGCCAGACAAUACUCUGGUGUGAACACUGCUACAUUCCAGAAGUUCAUCACGUCACAGAAUGUCACUGAAGAAGGUUUGAAGAGUAUUGGUAAGGCCGUCAUGACGCUAGCAGCCGUGGAAGGCUUGGAGGCCCACAGAAACGCCGUUCAAGUUAGAAUGGAUAAGUUGGGCUUACACUAA
Candidozyma haemuli is the source of this 2583-nucleotide messenger RNA. RefSeq names its product trifunctional histidinol dehydrogenase/phosphoribosyl-AMP cyclohydrolase/phosphoribosyl-ATP diphosphatase (gene HIS4). The coding region runs from base 1 to 2583 and encodes 860 amino acids. The transcript has a single exon. Gene Ontology annotation, biological process: L-histidine biosynthetic process. Gene Ontology annotation, molecular function: NAD binding; phosphoribosyl-ATP diphosphatase activity; phosphoribosyl-AMP cyclohydrolase activity. Lineage: Eukaryota; Fungi; Ascomycota; Pichiomycetes; Serinales; Metschnikowiaceae. The record is from RefSeq and is a predicted model, not a curated record. Gene Ontology annotation, cellular component: cytoplasm.